This is a messenger RNA of Monopterus albus (swamp eel), 1338 nucleotides long. It is a transcript of the gene ap5s1, whose product is annotated as adaptor related protein complex 5 subunit sigma 1. Lineage: Eukaryota; Metazoa; Chordata; Actinopteri; Synbranchiformes; Synbranchidae. The coding region runs from base 126 to 728 and encodes 200 amino acids. The transcript has 3 exons. Gene Ontology annotation, biological process: double-strand break repair via homologous recombination; endosomal transport. The record is from RefSeq and is a predicted model, not a curated record. Gene Ontology annotation, cellular component: cytosol; late endosome; lysosome.
CGCAAAGCGACGGUAGCCGAGAGCGGUCAGCUGACCAACGCGGAAGUGAGCGAUAACAGUAAGAAGCUACAUAGUUCGUGAGAAUUAAGUGGCCUUUUGGUGUUUUUUUGUCCACGCGUGUCAACAUGGUUCGGUGUUUUCUGAUCCACACCGUGUGCCCUGUCACUGCUCUGUCUGCCGGGGAGAGCAGGGUGCUUUACUCCCGGCUUUUCGGUCCAGAUGAAGGAGCCCUGACCGACCAGCACCGAGAGCUCAGUCCGGAAGAGAGACGACUUCUGCAGAAGGAGAAGGUAGCUAUGGUAGCAAGGCAGGUCCGUAGCGCUGUGUCUCUGUCCCGGGAGGCCUCUGGUCAGCUGCUGGUGGAGGUGGUGCCGGGUGAGGAGGCUCUGGCCCUGCAGGAGGCCGACAGCGGUGUGGCGCGUCUGAGAGCUGGAGACCCCUUCUCUGAGGAGAUGAGCGCUCUGUGGCUUGGAGUCCAGAGUCUGGGCUUCACGCUGGUUUGUGAGCCCCACGAGAACCUGCUGCUGGCCGAGGGAACCCUCCGCAAUUUGACCCGAUACUGCCUGGAGCAUAUGCACAUGCUGGGGCAGGGGAGUGAGGUCCUGCUGAGGAGCAACCGUAUCGAUGCUCUGCUCAGCCGCCUGCUUCCUCACGGGCAGCUCCUCUUCCUCAACCAUCGCUUUGCACAGAGCCUGGAGAAGGAAGUGGCAGCCUACAUGGUGAAGUGAAUUGGAGCAGCCCGGUGCGCACAGGCCAUUUUAGGGUCACUGUAAUCGCCUCACCCCAGUCUUUCUUCCAGUUUGAGUUCGAUUCCCGCUGGUGACAACUGUUGGCUGUCAAACAAAGCCCACUGUUGUUUACCUUUGGUGACAUUUCUGAGACAGUCGAAGAAGAACAGACUACCGGCAGCUGCUGUUUCAGAUUGCAUGAGGUGGGAAACACAUAGUAUAGAAUAUCUCCCUCAGCCACUCACUGUUGACUGUUUACUGUGUAGGAGGCUUCAGUUCAAAUCCUGUUUGUCAGAUUGUAGAGGCGAAAGGAAAAUGUGGCAGAUUUAAGAGUGCAGCUGAAGAGGCCAGUUUAAACCGACUCGUCAGCAUCAAAGCGUGCUGUUUAUCUGAUUCACCAUGCUGGAAAUGUCACAGUGUGGCCCUGAGCAUCCAGAUUUCACCUGUUUCUGUGUUUGCGGGAAUACAAAUGAUUCCCAAAGUGCAUUACUACCUUCUUAUGACUUCCAACAGACCUUUCAGUGCUGACGAGCAGGCGGAAACCAGAAUGUUUUUUUUUUUUAAAUGUAUUUUGUAGUACAAGGUCAGGUUUAUCUCAGCAGAAAUGGGG